This is a messenger RNA of Brassica napus (rape), 1424 nucleotides long. Its product is annotated as hydroxyacylglutathione hydrolase 1, mitochondrial. Gene Ontology annotation, biological process: antibiotic catabolic process. The transcript has 8 exons. The record is from RefSeq and is a predicted model, not a curated record. Gene Ontology annotation, molecular function: beta-lactamase activity; zinc ion binding; hydroxyacylglutathione hydrolase activity. NCBI's taxonomy places the organism in Eukaryota, Viridiplantae, Streptophyta, Magnoliopsida, Brassicales, Brassicaceae. Bases 170 to 1210 code for a protein of 346 amino acids.
AAAAGCUGUCUUAAAGCUCUGACGAUCUUUCCUGUCCUAGUCGCAGACUCGUCAUCACAGCUCUCAAGCGAAAUUCCCCCUGCUUUCUCCGCGCAAUUUCUCCUCUAUAGGGUAAGUCCUCUCGAAUCAUCAUCUCUCUGAAGAAUCUAGAGUGAGAGAAGUAGAGGAUAUGCCAAUAAUCUCCAAAGCUUCUUCAUCUACCAACAACAACAAUAACAACUCAUCUCUUCCUUCUACUUCUAGGAUUGGAGGUAGGCUUUGUGUGUGGCCUGGUUUCAGACAUCUCUGCCUGAGGAAAAGCUUGUUAUACGGAGUUAUGUGGUUAUUCUCAAUGCCACUCAAGACACUUCGAGGAGCUAGAAAAACACUCAAGAUCACACACUUUUGUAGCAUCUCCAACAUGCCUUCUUCUCUAAAAAUCGAACUGGUGCCGUGUAGUAAGGAGAACUAUGCUUAUGUUUUGCACGAUGAAGACACUGGCACUGUUGGAGUUGUUGAUCCUUCUGAGGCUGCGCCUGUUAUAGAGGCGUUGAGUAGGAAAAAUUGGAACUUGACUUACAUAUUGAAUACUCAUCAUCAUGAUGAUCACAUAGGGGGGAAUGCUGAGCUGAAAGCAAAGUAUGGCGCAAAGGUGAUUGGCUCAGCUGUGGAUAAGGAUCGGAUUCCUGGAAUUGACAUACUUCUCAAGGAUAGUGAUAAGUGGAUGUUUGCUGGCCAUGAGGUUCGGGUUAUUGACACUCCUGGCCACACACAAGGCCAUGUUAGCUUCUACUUUCCCGGGUCAGCCACAGUUUUCACAGGAGACCUGAUACAUAGCUUAUCUUGUGGUACCCUUUCGGAAGGUACCCCCGAGCAGAUGCUUUCAUCAUUCCAGAAGAUUGUGUCUUUACCAGAUGAUACAAGUAUAUACUGCGGUCGUGAAAACACAGCAGGGAAUCUCAAGUUUGCACUAUCAAUAGAACCAAAGAAUGAAACUCUUCGGUCCUAUGCAACCCGAGUCGCCCAUCUUCGCAGCCAAGGACUCCCAUCGAUUCCAACGACUGUUAAGGUGGAGAAAGCGUGUAACCCAUUCCUCAGAACAUCUAGCAAAGAAAUCCGCAGAUCUUUAAACAUUCCAGACUCAGCAAACGAAGCAGAAGCACUGCGUCGUAUACACAGAGCCAGAGACCGUUUCUUAAGAAGUUUGGGGUUAUCUCACCUUAUUGUAUAGUUGGAAGUCACUCAUCAUCAGCUGCAAAGAUUAAUAUAUGAUAAUGUUUUGAGCUUUUUCUCGGUAAUCAUUUGAAUAUUAUAUUCAAAACCAAAAAGUCAUAUAUCAAAUAUAUAGCUGAGCUCAGUUACUAAAAUAUGAGUUUUAAAAUGUAAUAUAUGGUUUUCUUUUUCGUUUUCCUCAUGUAUAAUAUACUACACGUUUUAGUGUCCCU